UCGAUGACCUCACUUCCGGUGCCGGGUCAAGUAGAAAGGACCAGUCUCCCAUUCUCCAGGAACUGUUCUAUUAACAUUAUUCAAAAUGGGCAUGAAAUUCGGUAACCUGGCAAAGUUCAGAGGGGUCAUCACUUACACCCUCUCUCCACAUGAGCAGAAGGCAUUCGCAGGAGCCUUUAGCAGAGGUCUGCCCAACAUCUUCAGGAGAUUCAGAUCAAAGGUCUUCAUCGUCACACCACCAUUUGUUGUGGCAUACCUGAUCUACUCGUGGGGAAACGCAGAGAACGCCAAGUCAAAACGAAAGAACCUGGCCGAUUAUGAAAACGAAUCAUAGAAUCCACCACUCCAAGUUUCAACAUCCUACAGGAUCCUCAAAGUCUCUCAUCUUUAUGUAUCACCAUGACUACGGGAAGCCGCUGCCUCCUCUACCAAAGUGUUCACUCUUAACGAUGAUGAUUACGACGACUGGCCGCUUUUGCAUUUAAAUUGUAGAAGAGAUUUCGAGGACUUUUUCAAAUGAUAUAUUAUUGAAAUGUGUUAUCACUGUAAAUAAUAGUGACCUAAACAAGAACAGCAGCAAGUGGAGAAGAAGCAAUAUUUACACACAAAAUAGAAAGGCUAAAAUACUCAUGGAUUUCAUUAUCAGGCACAGAUAUGAUGCUAAAAUUGGCAGUGGUGUGUAUUGUCUCUAAUUUAUCAAUGUGAUGGCCAUGAUCAUCUAUUGUUGAGUAGUGUUUUGGGCGGGGAUGAGAUUCGAUGUGUCCAUUUAUCUCUUUCAAGAUUUCAAGCUAGGUCAUAUCGGUAUAUAUGUACAUCUGCAUACAUGCAAAUAUAUAUGACAAAACACAGGCCCGAUGUACAUGUCUGUGUUUUGCCAGAAAUAAUAAUAGGCAGAUUUGCACCGUACUUGCAGUUGUUUGUAAAUUAUUCUGAGACUUAUUAAAUGUUUGUUCACAUUUGAAAAGUU
Molecule: messenger RNA, 967 nt
Organism: Strongylocentrotus purpuratus (purple sea urchin)
Lineage: Eukaryota; Metazoa; Echinodermata; Echinoidea; Camarodonta; Strongylocentrotidae
Product: cytochrome b-c1 complex subunit 8-like
Exons: 3
Coding region: 86-334 (82 amino acids)
Biological process (GO): mitochondrial electron transport, ubiquinol to cytochrome c
Source: RefSeq, a predicted model, not a curated record